Messenger RNA from Leptidea sinapis, 1336 nucleotides. It is a transcript of the gene Fkbp14, whose product is annotated as FK506-binding protein 2. The transcript has 4 exons. The coding region runs from base 91 to 804 and encodes 237 amino acids. The record is from RefSeq and is a predicted model, not a curated record. NCBI's taxonomy places the organism in Eukaryota, Metazoa, Arthropoda, Insecta, Lepidoptera, Pieridae. Gene Ontology annotation, molecular function: calcium ion binding; peptidyl-prolyl cis-trans isomerase activity.
UCUGUCACAACUCAUAACUGCACAGUCGGUUCUGAACAGUCGCAGAGAGUACACGCGUUUUUCACUCUGUAACUUUUCGUAACUUUAGCUAUGACGUUGCGCUGCUUGAUUGCGGUUUUGGCACUAGCCGGGGCCACGUUUGCUGGUCCAGAGGUCACCGAAUUGAAGAUUGAAGUGGUGAGCGUUCCUGAGAUCUGCGAUGCUAAGUCCAAGAACGGCGAUACACUCACUAUGCACUACACCGGGACACUUGACGAUGGACACAAGUUCGACUCAAGUUAUGAUCGCGACCAACCUUUCACUUUCCAAAUCGGUGUCGGUCAAGUAAUCAAAGGCUGGGAUCAAGGUCUUCUGGACAUGUGUGUUGGUGAAAAACGAAAACUUACAAUUCCAUCAAAGCUCGGAUACGGCGAACGUGGAGCCGGAAAUGUGAUCCCAGCUCAUGCUACUCUACACUUCGAAGUAGAGCUCAUCAACAUUGGCGACUCACCCCCAUCGACCAAUGUGUUCAAAGAGAUUGAUGACAAUCAGGACAACAUGCUAUCCAGAGAAGAAGUGAGUAUAGAGUUAGCGUUCCGAGCAAUGGACACAGAUGGUGAUAAAGAAUUGUCUAGAGAGGAGGUAAGCGAGUACUUGAAGAAACAAAUGGUGCCUCCAGAUGGUGCUGAAAUGAGCGAUGAUGUCAAACAAAUGCUUGAGAGCCACGACAAGCUGGUUGAGGAGAUUUUCCAACAUGAAGACAAAGAUAAGAACGGGUUCAUCAGCCACGAGGAAUUCUCGGGUCCCAAACACGAUGAACUAUAAGUUCAUAAUAUACUAUACCAAUAAACUAUAAUACCACUCUAUACAAAUAAGUUCAUAGCUAGAAAUAUAAUUAGUGUGUUGAGAAGAGAUUACGAGAUUUUUGCAUUCAAUUCUUUAACAUCGUUUGUGAUAAGUUUGUGUGUGAGUCUGUCGAAGGUACUUAUAUGACUAUUUUGUUAUUUUUACAUAUGACAUUUAUUUACCUUAUUUGUAUUUUUACAAUGUUGUAUAGUUUGAAUAUAUUUAUUAUACACGUUAAUAAUUUAUUUAUUUUCUGUACUUUCACAAUUAUAUAAUCGUUUAUAACUCUGAAACAAUAGGAUAUAAACCAAUGUAUGAGAUCUGUUAGUGUUCUUUAACUAAAUUGUUAUUGUCUUAGAUGCACUCCAAUAUACCAAAUAGAGUAUACCGUACCUAUCUAUGUGGUAUAACUGUGCACUUACGUCAAAGUAGAAUAUUUUACUCCCGUAAAUUUCAACAGUGUUAAAUACUUUAAUGUAAUUUAUUAAAUAAACACUUAUACAUACUUCAA